Polyodon spathula (Mississippi paddlefish) is the source of this 2282-nucleotide messenger RNA. RefSeq names its product serine/arginine-rich splicing factor 4-like. NCBI's taxonomy places the organism in Eukaryota, Metazoa, Chordata, Actinopteri, Acipenseriformes, Polyodontidae. Gene Ontology annotation, molecular function: mRNA binding. The transcript is spliced from 6 exons. Gene Ontology annotation, cellular component: cytoplasm; ribonucleoprotein complex; nucleus. Bases 61 to 1305 code for a protein of 414 amino acids. Gene Ontology annotation, biological process: mRNA splice site recognition; alternative mRNA splicing, via spliceosome. The record is from RefSeq and is a predicted model, not a curated record.
GAGGGGGGUGUGUUUCGCGUAGUGGCCCAGCAGGCGCAGAGAAGCUGAGGGGAGCGGGACAUGUCGAGGGUUUAUAUUGGGAGGCUCAGCUACCAGGCACGGGAGAGGGACGUCGAGAGGUUCUUCAAGGGCUACGGGAAGAUACUCGAGGUCGACCUCAAGAACGGGUAUGGGUUUGUUGAGUUUGAUGACCCGCGGGAUGCGGACGAUGCUGUCUAUGAACUGAAUGGCAAAGUCCUCUGUGGGGAGAGGGUCAUUGUGGAACAUGCAAGAGGUCCCCGUCGCGAUGGAAGCUACAGCUCCGGACGCAGUGGAUAUGGUUAUAGACGAAGUGGGAGAGACAAGUAUGGGCCUCCGACUCGUACAGAAUACAGGCUGGUUGUAGAGAAUCUGUCCAGCCGUUGCAGUUGGCAGGAUCUAAAGGAUUAUAUGCGUCAAGCAGGGGAGGUCACGUAUGCCGAUGCGCACAAAGGAAGAAAGAACGAAGGCGUCAUUGAGUUCAAGUCUUACUCUGACAUGAAGCGCGCUCUGGAGAAGCUGGACGGCACAGAGGUGAACGGCAGGAAGAUCCGCCUGGUUGAAGACAGGCCUGGCUCACGCCGCCGUCGCUCCUACUCCAGGAGUCGCAGCCGCUCCAGGUCUUACUCCAGAAGCAGGCGUUCACGUAAGAGCCACAGCACCAGCAGCCAGAGUAGUCGCUCGAAGAGCAGGUCCAAGAACCAAUCUCAUUCCAGGUCCGCUUCUCAUUCGGCGAGCAGGAGCAAGAGCCGCAGCCCGAGCAAAAAGAAAGAGAAAAGCCGGAGCCACAGCAGGAGCAGAGGAGGCAGCAACAACAACAGAGAGAGUACAUACGAGAAGGGGAGAAGCAGGAGCAAAGACCGGAACGGAGGCCAGAGGGCCAGCAGGAGUCAGAGCAAAGAGGAGAGGAGCAGCAGGAAGAGGAGCCGGGAUGAGAGCUGCAGCAGGAGCAAAAAACAGAGCAGGGGGGACAGCAAGAGCAGCAGCAGCAAGCAGGACAAGAAGGGAGGAGACAAAGACUAUUCCAGAUCCAGGUCCAGGUCGGAGUCUGAAGACAAGGAGUGCUCCAGGAAGUCACAGAGCGAGUCCAAGAAUGGUGAGGUGGGAGCUGGUGACAACCACAGGUCUCGCUCCAGCUCAAAGUCAAGGUCCAAGCCCAAGGGCAAAUCCACAUCCCGAUCUAGAUCCAGGUCUGCUUCUAAAGCCAGAUCUAAAUCCAGGUCUCGUUCUAGGUCAGCUGCUAGAUCUGCAUCACGUUCCAGGUCAAGGUCUCUCUCCCCAUCUUAAUUAUUAUUGUUUGGUUUUUUUACCUUGCCUUUAUCGCUGUGAAAACAUUUCAAUUAAUGUUUUGUUAGAAGUGGCACAAAUGAUUAUGUGUAUUACACACAGAUCCGCACACAAAUUCACACGUGUGUUUUUUUUUUUUUUUUUUUUUGUACUAUGUCUCAUGUAUGUAGUGUCAGCUGUUUGAUAAUUAAUGGAGUGAUGUGUAUCACUCCAUUAAAGACAAUACCUUAUGAAGGUAGUUUGGAUGUAUCUUUUUUUUUAAUGCUUUUUGUUUUGUUUUUUUGUUUUUUUUUAAUGUCUACCAUGUAGUGAAAUGAUGUAGUCUUAAGUUGUAAUUUCAUCCUUGUAGAUUUGUGUUUUCAAUUAUGAAAUAAAUAUAAAGAGAAAUGUAGAGCAAACUUGCAUAGUAACACACAAGAUUGUUGCUGUAUAAGCAGUCUGCAGUUUCUUUAAAAAGAGAGCUCUGUAGGAGAGUGAUUUAACCUGCAUCUUUGCCCCAUUAAAAAUAUAUAGUUUUUCUUUAUUAUAUAUAUAUAUAUAAUUUGUUUUCUUUGCAUGCUGAUAGCGCCACCUUCUUUUACCUAUGUUUUUUCAGAAGAUUAGAAAGUUUCCAUGCAUGCGAGUUGCUGACUGUACUGAAAUAUUAUAUAUAGUAUUGCAUACAGAAUUACAUGUGUAUACAGCUUUCAUAAGUUUGUAUUACAAUGUGUUAUACAUAGUAAACUAUAUUAUGUUAGUUUAUUAAUUAACAUUAUUGUAAUCAAUGCAAUAUCUAGAUGAUUUGCUUUAUAUUAUGUUCUACAACAAAGCUGUUGUGUGUCAGCAUUUCUUUUGUGUUUUAAUGCUUUGCGAUUAUAAUUUUUUUGGUUAACUCCUUAUAAAAGUAAAUUCGUCUUUCUGUCCCAAUAUUUGCUCUGUACCUUUAAGGUGAUGUUGAAGGGUUUCACUGCUGAAUUAAAAAUAUAUGUGCUUGCAAA